Aspergillus thermomutatus is the source of this 885-nucleotide messenger RNA. Its product is annotated as gamma-glutamylcyclotransferase family protein. Lineage: Eukaryota; Fungi; Ascomycota; Eurotiomycetes; Eurotiales; Aspergillaceae. The record is from RefSeq and is a predicted model, not a curated record. The transcript has 2 exons. Bases 1 to 885 code for a protein of 294 amino acids. Gene Ontology annotation, molecular function: gamma-glutamylcyclotransferase activity.
AUGCAAGUCCAUGCAGUCAGCCCGACGCCCUCGCUCCUCCCAGCGGACCAGAAGGCUGAGGACGCCAGCAAGAUCUGGUAUUUUGCUUACGGCUCCAACAUGGCCUCUGAAACGUUUCGCCAGCACCGAGGCAUCACUCCUCUGGCAGCGGUCCCCGUCCGCAUUCCGGGAUGGGCCCUUACCUUCGACAUCUAUGGAAUUCCGUACCGAGAGCCCGCAUUCUCGUCGAUCAGCCCUAUCCCCUUUUCGGAUUCUGGCACUGGGGACGAGAACGAGAAGAGGGACCCUGCCCUCCCACCAGUGCACGGGGUAGCGUAUCUACUCGAUCGCCGAUCUUGGUAUUCUGUGGUGAGAUCGGAGGGGGGCGGGACAGCCUAUGACGAGGUAGAGGUUCUAGCUGAAGCGCUCCGCGCGCACGCUUGUGACGAAAAUGGAGAUCUGCAGCUGCUAGGGGACGAACCGAAUCAGCCAGGGCGGUUCCAUGUUACGACCCUAGUCAGGGGGUAUGGGCCCACUGUCCCUCGCUGCCCUAGUCUGCGUUACAAGAACAUCAUCCUCGACGGAGCGCGCGAGGCAGACCUGCCCCGCAAAUAUCGAUCCUACCUGGCCACGCUGCCUUUCUAUGACCCGCCAAGGAAUGGCUGGCGUCGGUUGGGGGCCGUUUUAUUCCUGGCUCUGUGGGCCCCAAUCAUGGCUGCAGCCGAGAAGCUGACAGGAGCAACAGCCAACUGGGAUGGCAAAGGGAAUUGCCCGUCGUGGGUGAAGAAGGUGGUACGCCUGAUCCUGUUGCUCAUGUGGCUGCACCAUGACUGGCUCCAUGCGCCUCUCUUUGGCAGAGGAGACGGCUGGGACGAUGACGACACCUCAGAGCUUGACUGCUGUUAG